Molecule: messenger RNA, 1967 nt
Organism: Vombatus ursinus (common wombat)
Lineage: Eukaryota; Metazoa; Chordata; Mammalia; Diprotodontia; Vombatidae
Gene: ALDH9A1
Product: aldehyde dehydrogenase 9 family member A1
Exons: 11
Coding region: 15-1499 (494 amino acids)
Molecular function (GO): aminobutyraldehyde dehydrogenase (NAD+) activity; 4-trimethylammoniobutyraldehyde dehydrogenase (NAD+) activity
Source: RefSeq, a predicted model, not a curated record
CCGGCUGCGCCGCCAUGAGCACCGGCAGCUUCACCGUCUCGCAGCCCCUCAAUUACCGCGGCGGGAAACGAGUGCAGCCCGCCGACGGCUCCGGCACCGAGGAGGCCUACGAGCCGGCCACAGGCCGAGUAAUAGCUACUUUCCAGUGUUCUGGAGAGAAGGAAGUCGAUUUGGCAGUUCAGAGUGCAAAAGCUGCUUUUAAAAUAUGGAGGAAAAAAUCAGGCAUGGAGCGUUCCCGAAUCCUUCUGGAAGCUGCCAGGAUAAUUAGAGAACGGAGGGAUGAAAUAGCUACUGUGGAGACCAUCAACAAUGGGAAAUCUAUCUUUGAGGCUGGAUUCGAUAUUGAUAUUUCUUGGCAGUGCUUAGAGUAUUAUGCAGGCUUGGCUGGUUCCAUGGCAGGUGAGCAUGUCCAGCUGCCUGGUGGAUCAUUUGGAUACACCAUACGGGAGCCUCUCGGGGUAUGUGUGGGAAUUGGAGCAUGGAACUACCCUUUCCAGAUUGCUGUUUGGAAGUCCGCCCCAGCUUUGGCUUGUGGUAAUGCCAUGAUCUUUAAACCUUCUCCCUUCACGCCUGUGUCAGUGGUGCUGUUGGCCGAAAUCUACACUGAGGCUGGGGUACCUCCGGGGCUCUUCAAUGUGGUGCAAGGUGGAGCUGCUACAGGCCAGUUUCUGUGCCAGCAUCGAGAUGUGGCCAAAGUUUCUUUCACUGGGAGUGUGCCCACUGGCAAGAAGAUCAUGGAGUUGUCUUCUCAAGGCAUCAAACCUGUCACCUUAGAGCUUGGAGGCAAAUCUCCCCUUAUCAUCUUCUCAGACUGUGAUAUAGAGAAUGCUGUGAAGGGAGCAAUGAUGGCCAACUUCCUCACCCAAGGCGAGGUUUGUUGCAAUGGCACCAGAGUGUUUGUGCAAAGAGAAAUUCUGGAUAAAUUCACAGAGGAAGUAGUAAAACAAACCCAGAAGAUAAAGAUUGGGGACCCCCUUCUGGAAAACACAAGAAUGGGCCCCCUCAUUAAUCGAUCACAUCUGCAACGUGUUCUUGGGUUCAUUGAACAGGGAAAGAAGCAGGGUGCUAAAGUGUUGUGUGGUGGAGACUUGUAUAUUCCAGAAGAUCCCAAACUGAAGGAUGGAUACUACAUGAAACCUUGCAUACUAGGAAAUUGCAAAGAUGACAUGACCUGUGUGAAGGAAGAGAUCUUUGGACCAGUUAUGUCCAUUUUGCCCUUUGACACAGAGACUGAGGUCCUCGAGAGAGCCAAUGACACCACCUUUGGACUUGCAGCUGGUGUCUUCACAAAGGAUAUCCAGAGAGCUCACCGAGUGGUGGCUGAGCUUCAAGCCGGAGUGUGCUACAUUAACAAUUACAAUGUUAGCCCAGUGGAAUUGCCCUUUGGUGGCUAUAAGAUGUCAGGAUUUGGCAGAGAGAAUGGCCGUGUGACAAUUGAGUAUUAUUCACAGCUCAAGACCGUCUGUGUCGAGAUGGGUGACGUGGAGUCUGUAUUCUGAUGAGCUGAGGCAAAGAUCUCUGAAAACAGCACCACGUGCUGGGGUCACAAGAUGACUAUCUUGACACCAAGCGUAACUGAGCACUAAUUGGGACCCGGUCCUGUUCAGCCUUUGGAAUUCUGGUCCUUCAGGAAGAGAGAAAGGAAUGACACUCGUUUCUUAGCCCAGGUACCCUGUUAAAAACAUGUAAUAACAUUUUCUACAAAUUAACCAAAAGAGCUGUGAUUUUUCUCCAGUGUGAAUCUGUCCAAGAUCCCGAAGUGCCAACUUUAUGUUCUCUCUAGGAGAGCAGGAAUGCCUAGGACCUCAAGGGAUUAGAUCCAUAAGUGGUAUUUGUUGCUUCUGUCUAACCUGUUUUAAAGUUCCUAAGGUGAUAGUUUUGCUCAGUGACUAUUUUUAUUAAAUAUCCUAGUACAGGGGUGGGGAACCUGCGGCCUUGCGGCCACAUGUGGCCCUCUAGGUCCUUGG